CGCUCUCGCACGCGGCGGCCAUCUUUAGUCUGGGCACAGUGUUAACUCACAGAUCUUUGAUCUCUCCAAGAAAUCUGCAUUCCAAUUCUCUGGGUGAGGCCCCAGAAAAGCUAGUGCGGCUCCAGUGACCCUAAGAAGAGGACAUGGACAGACUGAAAUGUCCCACUGUGGCCCUGUCCAGUGGCCAGCAUAUCCCCAUUCUGGGCUUGGGGAUGUCACAUCAUGGAGGAUAUUCCCACAAAGCACUGCUCUACGCUCUGAGGAACUGUGGCAUCCGACACAUAGACACAGCUAAAAGGUAUGGAAACGAGGCUCUGGUUGGAAAGGCUAUAGCCGAAAGCGGAGUGAAGAGGGAAGACUUGUGGGUUACUACCAAGCUGUGGCCUGGAGACUAUGGGUACCAAAGCGCCAUACAAGCAUGCCUGGAAUCGUGUGAAAGGCUGGGGCUGGAAUACUUAGAUCUGUAUUUGAUGCACUGGCCCGAUGCUCAUGUUCCUGGUAGGAGUGCACGAGAGGUGCGAGCAGAGACAUGGCGAGCUCUGGAGGAUCUAUACCAUAGAGGUAUCUGUCGCUCUAUUGGAGUUAGCAACUUCCUUAUUCAUCACUUGGAACAGCUGAAGGAAGACUGUAGUGUGGUUCCUCAUCUUAACCAGGUGGAGUAUCACCCCUUUCAGAGACCCCAAGAGCUGGUGGAUUAUUGUAGAAAAAAUAGCAUUGUGUUUGGGGGAUACUGUCCUUUGGCCAAGGGACAAGCUCUAAAUCAUCCAAUCAUCAUGCAACUCGCAAAGAAGUACAAGAAGACACCGGCCCAGAUCUGCAUCCGCUGGAGCGUUCAGAAUGGCGUUGUCACCAUCCCAAAGUCAACGAAAGAGGACAGAAUCCGCGAAAACUGUGAGGUGCUGGGUUUCACACUAGUGGACGAGGAUGUUGUGACUCUAAACUCCUUGCAUGAUGGCCGCCACGUGUCCUGGGACCCCACCAAUAUACUGUAGCAGGCACAGGUAUUUGACUUCCAUUUGGAACAGAAGGACCUGCAGUAUAUAUCCUCUCUGCACAGUAACAGGAAGCUAAUUCAUCUGAGUUAUCCUCUGUGGAAAGGGUGAAUCCAGACACAACUUAAACACAUCGGGAAAGCUGGCUUCCUCUGCCUCACAGGCCGACCGUGUACUAAAGAAAAUUUGUACAAACCCAUCUGGAAGCAAAUGGGUUAAUAGCAUGUUCAAACAGGAGUGAAUUAUUUUGUCACUUAGACAUUGCAGCACUGAGUGAUGUCAACAAUCAUUGCUUGAAAGGUUUCAUUGACAGGCGCUUGAAGUAAAAGAAAACACUGGACGUUUUUAUUUGUCUACGUCACAACCUUAUUAUUAUUUUUAUUUUUCUUGUACUUUUUUAUUUUGGGUACUUUAAUAACAGGCCUACUAUGUCACAUCAGUUAUGAUGUAAGUGCCUUGCGCUUCUUUGAGGGUCUCCUAUGGGCUGCUGAAUUCAGAAUACAGUGUGUACUGAUAAAUGGUCAACUUUCUGUCGUCCUACUCAUCUUUUAAACUGCACCAGGCUGCCCUCAUUGAAGCUGAAACAUACCAUCUUGAUUUUAAGCCAUUUCCAUUUUUACAAGCGGCAUUUAAUGAAUAGUAGAAGUUGCUAUGGCAAAAUCCUUUGUUAUGCCAGUCUGUAUUUUGUUGGCUUAUGCCAUUUUCUUUUCCACCCAAUAAACACUAAAUAAUUCAGGCCGACUGUUAAUGCCCUCUCUGAUUGCAUAAAACGUUCUAUACUUGAAUCAACACAGUAUAUCCUGGAAUUAUGAAAUUACAUAUACUUUGCAACAAUGAUGUCACUAAAAUUCAAACAUAAUUUAAAAGGAAUUAUAAAAAAAAUGUGUAUAUUUUUUUCUGUGAAAUUGUUUAAAUAAAUAUAUGGAUUAAGUAAUUA
Molecule: messenger RNA, 1929 nt
Organism: Spea bombifrons (plains spadefoot toad)
Lineage: Eukaryota; Metazoa; Chordata; Amphibia; Anura; Pelobatidae
Product: glyoxal reductase-like
Exons: 9
Coding region: 144-992 (282 amino acids)
Molecular function (GO): oxidoreductase activity
Source: RefSeq, a predicted model, not a curated record